Messenger RNA from Pocillopora meandrina, 2637 nucleotides. Lineage: Eukaryota; Metazoa; Cnidaria; Anthozoa; Scleractinia; Pocilloporidae. The record is from the annotation of a GenBank genome assembly.
AUGUUUUCUUGCAGUAAAUUUACCUCCCCAGUCGCUAGGAGUAUUGUAAGUAAAAAAUUGGUGGGAUUUUGCAGAGUUUAUGGUGUAAAUUUACGAAAAUACACUAAUAUUUGUAGGUUGGCAAUGGUCGCGCACUAUCGCGGCCGCUCUCUACGGCCAUUCGUCCCCAGUCACAAGCUUUGGCAAUGGUAUGUACCCCGUAAAAGUGCUUGAGGUUAAACUAAACAACUUUAAAAACGCCAAGUAAAUGUUAAUUUCACCCAGGGUCAUUUUUUUAUCGUUGUGUUGAGCAGAUUUGCCGUUUAACGUAUUAACCGGCACGGCUUGUGCAACUGGUCGCUGAUUUUGCACGUGUAAUAUACUAGGUUUAGACGUCAUGAAAUGUUGGAAUGUUCACCGGGAAACUAUAGGAGCCUCGCAGUGUAGGAAACCGUCUUUAAGGAAUGUUAUAGCUUGCUUAGUCUAGUCUCUGCCACCCUUGGACCAGCAUUUUCGCCGUUUAGUCUUGGGGGUGGAUUCCGAGAGAAUCCAAUAUAGGAUUUAAUGUUGCACUCUUGAUUCCAGUGUUCAAACGAAUAUUUAUAAGGCAAGCAAGAUUAUGUGAAAUGAAUUACUCAGUUUAAACGUAUUCCCAAAGAAAAUUAACAAUUGACUUUCACAGAAUAGUGAGCAAUUUAAUAUAUUUUUUGAAAAUGUACAAACAGUGUGUAAAGUUUCUGUGUCGAUCUUAAGAUAAAGAAGAUUUUUUUUACAUUCAAUUUGUUACUUUUAUUGCAAUUUUGGAGUUGAUUAGUCUUUUUGGUUUGUUUCAGAAUGUUCAAUCCACGCCAAAGUAAGUAUGGCUUGUUCUUAACCCUUUUACUCCUAGUAGAUUAACAUGAAAUUCUCCCAAUAAUAUCCAUGCAUUUUUCAGCAAACAGGCAAUGAUAAUAUUGAAUCCUAUCAAGUAGAAACAGCUAUCUUGAUCCAGCACCAAGUUCUCAUAACUAAUUUGCAAGCAAAUGUGAAUCAGCUAAAGGGGAGAAUUAACUGUCAGAUUUUGGGAGUUAAAGGGUGAAAGUAAUUGUGUAGGGAAGAGACUGCUGGUUGAUCAGUUUUCAGCUGAGGUUUUCCUCCAUGUAGCAGGCACCCUUAAAAUUCUGUCUACUUUUGUUAUGUAUUUUUACUUUUAUCAUGAUUUGGAAGUGAAUGAUCUAAAAAUUGCCAAACUGCUUUGCAGAAAUCAAUGUUGUCAUUUUGACCAGACAAAAAAAAUGUGUUCUAAGUUAGAAUAUCGGAUUAUCAGUUCUCUUAAUGUUAUUGAUAAUGUUAAUGUUGUUUUUGGAAAAAUUUGGCUUUUUGUUUUGGAAGUGAAUUAUUCUAGAUGAUAAGGUGUCACAUUUUGCCUUACUGUAACUUUUUGCUUUCAGGAAUAUCUUUAAUUUGUCUCGUGCUGUCAUGUCAAGUCAGUUUCCUAGUAAGUUUGGCUGUAGUGUAAUAUUGUGUUGACUUUAAAUAAAUGGAGCAAUACGUCCAGUCUUCUCUCUUAGAGAUAACCACCUACUUCCUUGUAAGCGGAUUGUAUCUUUAUUUAUGUCCUGUCUCAAGACAAAAAUAUUCUUGAUUUCUGUUGUUUAUUCAUAACGAUUGUUGCCUUAUUGUGCAAUUUUCAGGUAUCCAAAAAGAUAAUGUUCAAAUGAAGGUGAGUCAAGGACUGGUUUUCUCCAAGAGAGGUCAUAACUGAAAACCCUUGAAGUAACUCUCUCUAGUCAUUUUUGAAAGUUUGUAAAAAACUGACUUUGGUUUGUGGCAUUCAGUUUGCUGUGGCAAAUAAGGAGUUCCUUUUCCUAGAGACGCAGUUUUUUAUGAAGUAAUACCAUCUAGCUGAAGUGUCAGCUUCCCAGUUUCUUAGUAAUUCUUUUGUUGGAGAAGAUUUAAAAGACACCUUGUGAUUUUAGUUACUGAGUAACCAUUCUGGCAUGACUAUGUGCAACAGUACAUGUAAACAAUGCUUUUUUGGUACAAUGAUUGUAUAUGUUGAUAUAUUUUUCUUUUCUUUUUCUUUUUUCAGGCUUUCCCUUCCUCUCCCAUGUUAUCUGUGGCCUGCCGAGGCUUUCAGACAAGUUCUCAGGUACAGGAUGUUGAUUCUGCUGCUAAAUUCAUUGGUGCUGGAGCAGCUACUGUCGGUGUAGCAGGUCAGUCAAUUACUUGAAGAGUUAAACCUUUGCAACUUAGGAAAGGUAGGGUAAUAAAAAAACUGACAUGAAAGCAGAAGCCCAUUUGGUAACACUCUGACACUAUGGUAAUUGCACUACUAAGUGCUGAGCAGCCGUAGAGCAAGCUUGAAUUCAAUCAUGCCAGUGUCUUGGGAAAGGAUGGCUGGAAAUAUUUUAUGUGGCAUAUUUCAUUUGCUUGCUUUACAUUAAAAGUUUUGUUUCCUCUUUUCAAAUUGUCUUCUGACUUUGAAAUUGUUUUUCUUAUUCUUCAGGUAGUGGAGCUGGUAUUGGUACAGUGUUUGGCAGUCUGAUCAUCGGUUAUGCCAGGAAUCCUUCCCUGAAGCAACAGCUCUUCUCAUACGCCAUUCUUGGCUUUGCUUUGUCUGAAGCUAUGGGUCUUUUCUGCUUGAUGAUGGCAUUUUUAAUCCUGUUUGCCUUGUAA